AUAGCAAGCAAAUAUCUACCAACAGUCGUCGUCGCCGGCGGAUUGCCGGCCGACCGGCCACCGAGAUCGGCGUAUUCUGAGAAUGGACCGGCAGGGCGGAACUAGCGUAGGUGACGGUGCAGUUGGAAGAAUCGGAGAGUGGAGUGGUGAAUAGCAGAUAACGAUUUGGCGGUUGAAUUUUGAAUUCUCAAUCCCGCCAUUAAAAAACCGUCACAUUCUCCACUCCAACCUGCUCUAUAACUGCUCAAUCGAUCCAUUGCUGCUCAAUCUCCGAUUAUCUUCGCGUAAUUUGGCAUGUAUCGGAUUGUGAUUCAAGUUCCAGGAUCAAUGGCGUCGCUGAAAUCAUUCGUGGAGCACUCGUACACUCCCAUCGCUCUCCGAUCGUACGCGGCGGAGUUCAUCUCCACUUUCCUCUUCGUCUUCGCUUCCGUCGGCUCAACCAUGGCUUCUCAUAAGAUGUCGCCGGAAUCCGCCUCCGAUCCGGCGAGUUUGGCGGUUACUGCAACGGCAAAAGCCUUCGCACUCUCCGCCGCGGUUUACAUCUCCGCCAACAUCUCCGGCGGCCACGUCAACCCCGCCGUGACGUUCGGAAUGGCGAUCGGAGGACACAUCACUGUUCCGAUGGCUAUUCUGUACGGAAUCUCACAAAUGUCCGCCUCUGCCCUAGCUUGUCUUCUCCUCAAAAUCACCACAGUCUCUUCGGCCGUGCCGAUCCAUUCCUUCCCCUACGAAAUGACCGGCUUCGGCGCCGCCAUGCUCGAAGCCGUGACGACGUACGGACUAGUCUACACGUCAUUCGCGUCUGCAGACCCGAGGAAGGGACGAAGCAUAGCCGUCGGAUCGUUAUCCGUAGGAUUCAUCUACGGCGCCAAUGCGCUGGCGUCGGGGCCAUUCACCGGCGGCUCAAUGAAUCCGGCUUACUCAUUCGGCGCCGCGUUAGUCAGAGGAAAUUUCAGAGAUCACGGCGCGUAUUGGGCCGGUCCUCUCGUCGGCGCCGCCCUAGCCGCCAUCACCUACGACUACCUUGUCUUCCCGGCUCAACUCCCCGACCGCCGGCCCGACAUUUCCGACGGCGAUGAAGUCUGAACAAUCAAACCAGGUUAGCCACUGUUCUUCUUCGUUAGGAUCUCUCUGCUUAAUUUAAUUCUAAACCUUAUUGUAUGAAUUUCGAUCUUUGCUAGUAAAAUCUA
Andrographis paniculata is the source of this 1190-nucleotide messenger RNA. RefSeq names its product probable aquaporin TIP5-1. The record is from RefSeq and is a predicted model, not a curated record. Gene Ontology annotation, molecular function: water channel activity. Gene Ontology annotation, biological process: transmembrane transport; water transport. Gene Ontology annotation, cellular component: membrane. Bases 295 to 1086 code for a protein of 263 amino acids. NCBI's taxonomy places the organism in Eukaryota, Viridiplantae, Streptophyta, Magnoliopsida, Lamiales, Acanthaceae. The transcript is spliced from 3 exons.